Molecule: messenger RNA, 1377 nt
Organism: Haliotis rubra (blacklip abalone)
Lineage: Eukaryota; Metazoa; Mollusca; Gastropoda; Lepetellida; Haliotidae
Product: cholecystokinin receptor type A-like
Exons: 2
Coding region: 122-1360 (412 amino acids)
Biological process (GO): G protein-coupled receptor signaling pathway
Cellular component (GO): plasma membrane
Molecular function (GO): G protein-coupled receptor activity
Source: RefSeq, a predicted model, not a curated record
GUCGGACAAAGGCUGUAUUGAAGCCCAUGAGGAUUGAAAGACGACAAUGGAUAAACAGUCAGGAUUUCUGUAAGUUGACGGGACGAGCACACGUCCAAAAUAGCCAGUCAAGCUGGGCAUAAUGGCCACUCAACAACAUACGACUGGCCCGGACGCUGACGUGAGGGACAACGUAAACACAACCGGACAUGACGUCAUGAACAUCUCUGACGUCAUAUACACUCCGGAGUACAUACUUUUCUUCAUCGCAAUCGGCGUGCUGUCUGUGGUUGGAAUAGCCGGAAAUAUUCCCGUGCUCAUUGUGUAUUUCCGCCGGAAAGAUAAAAAAACCUCAAAUACUUUCAUAAAAAUUCUGUCGGUGAUAGACUUAUUAGUGUGUGUCUUCAUAAUGCCAUAUACUCUGGUUUAUGAACUUCAUGUGGUCUAUUCAGAUGUUUUCUGCAGAUUAUUCGAAUUUAUGAGACACUUUGCCAUCAUAUCAUCGAAUGUAACAUUGGUUGCCAUAGCAGCGGAAAGAUAUUUUGCAGUUUGUCAUUUCGCAAAACGGUUCACUGUUAAGCAAGUGAAUUGUGGAAUGGUAGUUGUCGUGACAAUAAGUGGUAUCCUAGCAACACCUGCAGUCCUGAUCUUUACCCUUGUAACAGUCGAUGACAUCAGAGAUAUUGAGUGCCAAUUUCCACAUCCCGGAAAUGCGACCCACUUCUGCCACUUUACGACAACAGUUACCGGCCCCCUCGUUGCGUAUCUUUACCAGGGCCUCCUUAUGCUGUCAUUCUGCAUCUCUCUCAUACUCAUUGUCAUUUUCUACGCCUUAAUUUAUUCCAGGCUGUGGAACAGAACAAAGUUGAGAACAGAACAGAAUCCCCAAAUUGCGACAAUCGAAAAUGAGAACAAAAGUGACACUUCCGGGCCCAAAAUCACAUUAAGUUCACGCCUUGCUGACAAUGGUUCGAACGUUGUUAAAGGAGAACGUUCGGAAGUUUCAAAACAACAAGAGACGCAGCUUGACAAAAAUUGCAAAUCUGCCAACGGAAGUACCUUUGGGACUACAGUGAGACAUAAAAGGAUUUGGCUUCAUUAUCGAACCGCGAAAAUGUUGUUUUUGUGUACUGUGAUAUACCUGGUUACCUGGAUGCCAUUUUGGUUUGACAUAUUUGGCGUCACGCAGUUUCUUCUUCUAAGAUAUAUGUUUUUCCUCGGCAACGCCACAAACCCCCUCGUUUACGGCAUCGUUAAUUCGCACGUGAGGCAUUCAUUCCUGAGACUCCUUCACGAGUGUAAACCAAGUGUUAGUUUUGUGUUUAAGGUAGACCUGCAGAAACCAUCUGUUUCCACAAACAAUGAACGCUCAAUCGAUUAAAAGCACUUUACGUGUUU